Molecule: messenger RNA, 321 nt
Organism: Ostertagia ostertagi
Lineage: Eukaryota; Metazoa; Nematoda; Chromadorea; Rhabditida; Trichostrongylidae
Source: the annotation of a GenBank genome assembly
AUGGAGAAGGUUUUGACGAAGCUGUGCGAAAGCGAACCACUCAUCCCGGCGAUCUUCUAUCGCUCAGCGUUUCUAUCAUGCAUCGAAGAUCGACGGUGUCGUCGCACUCGAGGAAGUUCCAUAGCAACCAUACGAGAUCACGCUCACAUUCUUGUGGAGUAUGUAGAUGCAAUAAUCCGUACAAUGUUUGACGGCGCCUCCUCCACGGAGAAAGCUUUUCUCUGCCCAGAAGGCAUAGGCAUGGCGCAUGCGCGUCUCGGACCACUCGGCUUUGAAAGACGGAUGUGGCACGUUCUAGGUGAAUGCUUUGCAGAGGUGAAC